Gilbertella persicaria is the source of this 1163-nucleotide messenger RNA. RefSeq names its product Interdomain Rrm packing contributes To Rna recognition in the Rna15, Hrp1, anchor Rna 3. Bases 433 to 900 code for a protein of 155 amino acids. NCBI's taxonomy places the organism in Eukaryota, Fungi, Mucoromycota, Mucoromycetes, Mucorales, Choanephoraceae. Gene Ontology annotation, molecular function: RNA binding. The transcript has 3 exons. The record is from RefSeq and is a predicted model, not a curated record.
UAUUAUGUCUGACGAUUUUGACGAUGAUUUAUACAAUGCUUACAAUAGGGCAGAGAAAGAAGAUGAUUUUGAUGAGAAUGAAUUGUAUGGAAGAGAAGCAGCAGAAUAUAAAGAGGAUGAAGAAGAACAUGAUUCACCACCUCCAUCCUCAUCAUCACCACAGCAACAACAGAUGAAUACAGGCGACAAUCAGAAUAUGUGGGGAUAUCGACCUAACCCAUAUCAGCAAUAUUUAGCAGCUUACCAAAUGAGUUUGCAACAACAGAUGAUGCAUCCUUACCAGAUGCAAAUGAUGAGGCAAUACACGAUGCAACAAUACAAACCCAAACCUACAAAAGAAACAGAUAAACCUAUUGUAGCCAGUGCAGCAAAUACAGAUGAAGGGUAGGUAGUUUAUGGUAGAUAUUUCUUGACUCAUGAUGGAUUAGCAAGAUGUUUAUUGGCGGUCUCAACUGGGAUACAUCAGAUGAAAGCUUGCGCGACUACUUUUCUCAGUUUGGCCCAGUGGUAGAGUGCAUUGUGAUGCGUGAUCCACUGACACAACGAUCCAGGGGCUUUGGAUUCUUGACGAUGAAGGAAAAUGCAGAUGUAGACAAGAUUGUCAGUCAAGAACAUCAUUAUUUGGAUGGCAAACGCAUUGAUCCUAAACGUGCUAUUCCCCGUGAAGAACAAGACAAGACAGAAAAGAUCUUUGUGGGUGGUAUCUCUCCUGAAGUGAAUGAAGAGGAAUUCCGUACCUUUUUCUCACAAUUUGGUACAGUAUUAGAUGCUACAUUGAUGUUGGAGCGAGAUACAGGUAGACCCCGUGGAUUUGGAUUCAUCACAUUUGAAGACAGUCAAGGUGUAGAAGAAGCACUCAAGAAUCCACAUUUAUCUAUCAAAGACAAGACCGUAAGUUAAGUAGGAUUGUAGAGUGGUAUUGAUAUCAUGACUUAGAUUGAAGUGAAAAGAGCCAUGCCUAAAGGGAAACAAAAUCGUCAUGCUAAUUUUAGACCCAAUCAGCGCUAUCAAUCUGCUAUGCGAUAUAACAUGUAUCCACCUCAAAUGGCAGCACCAUAUUAUCCUUCUGGUUUUGAUCAACGUCGUAACAACAGAAAUGAAGGAGGACCUGUUCAUCCUUCAUCCUCAAGACAAUCUCAUUAUCGUCCUUACUAAAAAAAAAA